AUGUCGUCUACAAAAAAGACAACUCCCGCUGGAAUCGUUACCACCGAAACUAACGAACGCGUUAUUCCUGCUAGCCGACGCGCAGACGGUAGUCUUCGUAAGGAGCGCCGUGUCCGCCCGGGUUUCGUUCCCCAAGAAGAUAUAAUACGGUACAAAAAUAAAUUCGUAGCAGAACGUGAACCCGUUCCUACACCAACUGCCGAACCACCUAAAACUAAGGCGCAAAAGAAGAAUGCGAAACGAAAUGCAAAGAAGAAAGAAAACUCAACAGUGAUAACUAUAGAACAAUUGGAAGCGACCGCGAAAAAAAUAAAAGCACUUGAAAAGAAGAUAAGACAAAUUGAACGAAUUAAAGAAAAAGAAGCACGUGGUGAA
Racocetra fulgida is the source of this 375-nucleotide messenger RNA. The record is from the annotation of a GenBank genome assembly. NCBI's taxonomy places the organism in Eukaryota, Fungi, Glomeromycota, Glomeromycetes, Diversisporales, Gigasporaceae.